Molecule: messenger RNA, 1116 nt
Organism: Paramecium octaurelia
Lineage: Eukaryota; Ciliophora; Oligohymenophorea; Peniculida; Parameciidae
Source: the annotation of a GenBank genome assembly
UAAAAAUGCAACAAGUGUUUAAGAAAAUUGGUACUCACAAUGGUGCUUUUCAUGUUGAUGAAGUUCUAGCAUGCGCCAUGCUGACCAAAUAUACCAAUGAAUUUAAGAAUGGAAUAAUAACCAGAUCAAGAGAUCCAGAAGUUUGGGCUUAGUAGGACAUUUUGGUAGAUGUGGGAGGAGUUUACGACCCAUAAACUCAUCGUUAUGACCAUCAUUAAAAGGAGUUCUAAUAGUCAUUUUCGAAGGAUUUUAAUAUUCGUUUAAGCAGUGCUGGUUUGAUAUACAAGCAUUUUGGAUUAGAGAUCAUACAAAAUGUAAUUGCUCAUAUCAAUGCCACAGUCGAAACGACCAUUGAGAUUGUAAAUUAUUUAUCAUUAAUAAUUUAAGGAAAAAGUUGAUGAAAAGACUCUCAACUUAAUCUAUAUAAAGUUAUAUAAGAAUUUCAUUUAAAGUAUUGAUGCCAUCGAUAAUGGAAUCAAUCAAUAUCCAAAUUAAGAACAGUUAAAGUACUAAAUCAAUACUCAUUUGUCAGCUGUCAUCAAUAGAUUUAAUCCUAUUUGGUGUGAAAAAAAUCAAGAUGAAAAUGCUAAAUUUCAUUAAGCUGUUGAAUUUGUUACUACUGAACUUAUUUCAUAAGUGAAGUCAAUCUAUUUGUAAGAAUUAAUUUGAUUUUUCAUAGAGGAUGGUACCCUGGCAGAUGUUAUGUUGUUUAAGCCUUUGAUUCCAGAUUCGAAUAGGAUUAAUCAGGUUAAAUCAUAAAAUUGCCAUUGGCUUUGCCCUGGAAAAGUCAUGUCUUCGACAUAGAACAAGAAAGAGGAACUGUAGGAUUAAUUAAGUUUGUUUUAUAUCCUGAUAGAAAUGAAGGAUGGAGAGUGCAAGCUGUUUCAGCUAACGAGGAUAGUUUUGAAAAUAGAAAAUCUUUGAAAAGUGAAUGGAGAGGAGUGAAAGACAUUGAGUAAUUGAGAGCAAUAUCUGGUAUUAACGACAUUGUAUUUGUUCAUGCAAGUGGAUUCAUAGGAGGUGCUAAAUCUUAUGAAAAUACAUUGAAAAUGGCCAAAAUAAGUUUAGAAUGAUAUUCAUAUUAAAAGUAAAUCAGUCAAUCUAAAUUGAUCAGAG